GUCUUAGGAAGAGACGCAUGAGCGUCAUGCGUCUCUACUUCGAAUUAAACCAGCGGCGAAGGCAGUAGCUCCUCACUUACGAACGCAGACAGCAAACACUCACGGAGGCGGCGAUUUCUUCCUAGAUUCGGCGAAAGAAGACGAUUUCGACUUGUUUUCCGAUUAGAUGGCGACUUCAAGUUCUACUGGACAUUUAUUGUAUGGACCCGAAGACCCGUCCGUGUUAAAUAUGCAAAAAAAUCACAUUUCAAAUAAACUGAUGAAAGGGGGAACAACCCAAGUAUUUAAAGUCCGAAGGACUGAAAGUAAGACUUGGGACGCCGUGAUUCACGAGAAUGUAAGAUAUUGGCUUGACGUCUUUGGUUUCAAAGGCGUGAUCGAUUGUGGGAAGCCAAUGAAGGUCGACAAUGAGCUGAUCACGGCGUUGAUUGAGCGUUGGAGGCCGGAGACACACACAUUCCAUCUACCGAUCGGUGAGACGACGAUCACCUUGGAAGAUGUGCAAGCCAUCUGGGGCUUGAGGGCGGAUGGCGUCGUUUUCACGGGUCGUGACUAUCAUGACAACUUUCCAGAUUGGACCAGCAAGUGCCGCGAUCUGUUGGGAUGGAUACCAGAUUCUUCCACAGAGACAAAGCAAGGCGGUUUGCUGAUGACCGCGCUGAUCAACCAGACAAGGAUGCCUCUGGGUGAUGACCUGCCUACUUACGUAUACAUCCAAAGAGCACGUAUCCAUGCCCUAAUUUUAUUAGGAGGUCUCAUUCUACCGGAUACCACGGGGUGUAAGGUGCCAUUUAUGUGGUUGAAUGGGCUUGGGGAUCCGGAAGAGGUGAAGAAUAUAAGUUGGGGAAGCGCGGCAUUGGCCUACCUUUAUCAUUAUCUAUGCGAGGCUUCCAUGGAUAAGAGAAAAGAGUUGGGCGGCCCUAUGAUCCUCCUGCAGCUAUGGGCGUGGGAAAGAAUGCCCACAUUGAGGCCUGCGUUCAUAGGACCAAAGGUGCACGAGCCAUAUACACCAUGUGGCGCCAGGUGGAGAGGAACAACGCAGAUAGGAAAUGCUCCAAGACACUCGGUUGAGCAUUACCGUGACCAAUUAUCUCUGAUUAGACCUGGCCAGCUUGCUAUCAAAUUUUGUUCCACCAUUAAUCCGAUAUGGGUGUUCUUCAUCCCAGUACAUGGUACUGCGUUCAUUACCAACUUCAGUGUUGAAAGAUUGAAGGAAACUUACCGAAAUAUGACGGGAGUCGCCAAGAAAUCGCCAAGGAAAUCGCAACCUUUGCUGUCUGCGUGCGUGAAUGAGGAGCUACUGCCUUCUCAGCUGGUUUAA
This is a messenger RNA of Salvia splendens (bonfire salvia), 1321 nucleotides long. RefSeq names its product serine/threonine-protein phosphatase 7 long form homolog. Gene Ontology annotation, biological process: meristem development; meristem maintenance. The record is from RefSeq and is a predicted model, not a curated record. NCBI's taxonomy places the organism in Eukaryota, Viridiplantae, Streptophyta, Magnoliopsida, Lamiales, Lamiaceae. The coding region runs from base 167 to 1321 and encodes 384 amino acids. The transcript has 5 exons.